This is a messenger RNA of Thalassophryne amazonica, 2099 nucleotides long. It is a transcript of the gene ptp4a1, whose product is annotated as protein tyrosine phosphatase 4A1. The record is from RefSeq and is a predicted model, not a curated record. Gene Ontology annotation, biological process: protein dephosphorylation. Lineage: Eukaryota; Metazoa; Chordata; Actinopteri; Batrachoidiformes; Batrachoididae. Gene Ontology annotation, molecular function: protein tyrosine phosphatase activity. The transcript has 6 exons. Gene Ontology annotation, cellular component: nucleus. Bases 679 to 1200 code for a protein of 173 amino acids.
GAAGCUGCUUCAAGAGCUUCGAUACUGUAUCGAACCGGCUCCGCUGAUCAGAAGGCUUCGGCUCCGCGCGGGCUGUAUGCUGAAAAAUCGUUUGAUAAUUUCACCUUUUUCUUGGAGAACGGCUGUAUGAUUAAGCUACAAUCUUCAAUGAGUAAGCAUAUCCCACAGUUCUGUGGUGUUCUGGGUCACACAUUUAUGGAGUUUCUGAAGGGCCGGGGGGACUACUGCCAGGCUCAGCACGCUGCCUAUGCAGACGAGUGAACUGCCAAACUCUCAAAGAACCCGACGCACUUGAGCCUCCCAGAACCAGCAACAACUUGGCCUGGAUGGGGUAACUCCACCCGCUGCACACUGCCCUCUACGGCUUCCGCCUGGCCAGAAUCAAGGUGGAACCAGCCUUGUUUGUUUUGUUCCUUUUUUCUUUUGUUACAUUCCAGUGGUGAGGGCUUUAUGUUUUGUUUUGUUUUUUUUUCCUCUCCCAGAUUGUCCACCAUUUUUCAGCAGCCUUCCGGUUUUUAUUUUAGCCUUGCCAAUCUCGUUCAAACACCAGAGGAUUUGUGUUUCUGGUUGUCCGGAAGCUUCUUGAACACUUUAGUUUGAAGUUCCCGCUGAAUUCAGCUGUUUACAUUAGCGUUUCUACUCUGUGGAAGACUUUUUUUUGCUGUUGUUGUCAUCACAAUGGCUCGUAUGAACAGACCAGCCCCUGUGGAGAUCACCUACAAAAACAUGAGGUUCCUCAUUACCCACAAUCCCACCAACGCCACCCUGAACAAGUUUAUUGAGGAACUGAAGAAAUAUGGAGUGACCACUGUGGUGAGAGUUUGUGAGACCACCUAUGAUUCCACCCUGGUGGUGAAGGAAGGAAUCCAGGUUCUGGAUUGGCCAUUUGAUGAUGGCGCUCCUCCCUCUAACCAGAUAGUAGAUGAUUGGCUGAACCUGCUGAAGUUGAAGUUUAGGGAGGAGCCUGGCUGCUGCAUUGCUGUCCACUGUGUGGCAGGACUGGGGAGAGCUCCAGUUCUUGUUGCUCUUGCCUUGAUCGAAUGUGGGAUGAAAUAUGAAGAUGCUGUCCAAUUCAUUCGACAGAAACGUCGAGGAGCAUUCAACAGCAAGCAGCUGUUCUACCUGGAGAAAUAUCGUCCAAAGAUGCGCCUGCGCUUCAAAGAUUCCAACGGCCAUCGCAAUAACUGCUGCAUCCAGUAGAGCCAAACCCCCCUGAGCCACGCCAACCUCCAAAGCUGCAGAACCGUUCCAUUUUUCUCCACCAUUGUUGAAAUAUUUUCCUUCAGAAAGCUCCAUAAAGUUGCUGUGGGUGUUUUGUUUUUUUCCCCACACUUUGUGGUUUCCUUCUUUGUUUUUUGUUUUUUGCACCACCUGUUUAAAAACAAAUUGAAAGUCACCGCUGAGUUGUGGGUCUUUAUAAGAAUCAGCGAUUCCAACCCCCACUAACCCAAAGAUUUUGAUUGACCAGUUAAUCUAUUUUCCAUGGGAAUGUGCUAAUUUUUUUGUUUUUUGUGGUUCCGUGACAAAGCUGAUUAGAAAGACGUAUGCCUUUAUUCAAAUAGGAUGCUUCAUCAUAAAUGCCUUACAAUCAGAGCGGAACAAAGGCAGUCGAGGCGAAAGUAGAUUCCUGCCGGAUUUGGAAAAGGUUUCAUUUUUCUACUCUGAACAAAAAAAUAAUAAAAAAAAAAAUGGUUGCCUUUGUCUUGUGCAGGAAGUCACCCGCACUUAUUUCCUAUCAGCAACCUUUCCCUUUUUUAUGCUUAAUUGUUGCUGUAUUUGUCAAAUGAAAGUCUGAUUCUUUACAUUUCUCUAUUAAACCUUCUGUUUACUAAUUAACUGCCAUGUCCAAAAUGUUUUUUUUUUUUUUUUUUUUUUUUGCUUUGCUUCAAACUGGACUUUCAACGUCUGCAAUAUUUUGUAUGCCUUUUUUUAUUUGAUGUUCAUAACUUAAGACUUGGAUACUUGAGCAUUUUAAGUGUUUGGAAUUGUGUACUGUUAUUGUUAGGUUGGCUAUUUAUACUAUCGAUGGAUGUGUGGUUUAGUACAGUGUGCGAUUAUACAGUUGUACCUGUUCACCAUUAAAACGAUACACUGAAAAA